AUUGCAACGCCGUUGCGUUGCCAGAGCAUCUGACGAGACUCACGGUCCCAGGAAGCAGCGGUGCUUAUUUCAUCUCUUUAUAGCGAUAAGGACGAAGGAGCGUUGAGCGUAGGGGUUAAGGGUUAUAAAUGAAGAAAGAAGGGUGUUUUCAUUUUAUUUCAGUUUAGUUUAUUGGCAGCAUUCAGGGCUUUCUGUUAUGAUUUGGCGUUGAUAUCAGCGAUAUUCUUUUUUAAGGGUAGCCAAUAACAGCAGCCCGUAGCCUUCAACUGCCUAAACAUUUGGCAGAAACACACAAAACAAACCUUUAUAAUUAAUUUCAUCUGUAACGUGGGCUGGCGGCAAGCCAAUAAUUGACUCUGGAGCAGGACACGGAGGAUAGUAUGGCCAUGACGGGAGGGACUGCAGCUGCCCUUCCCAUGAGCAACCACACCCGUGAGAGGGUGACCGUGGCCAAGCUGACCCUGGAAAACUUCUACAGCACUCUCCUGACCCAGCACGAGGAGCGGGAGACAAGACAGAAGAAGCUGGAGAAGGCUAUGGAUGAAGAGGGUUUACCAGACGAGGAGAAAGUCAUGCGUCGCUCACAGCAUGCUCGUAAGGAGACAGAGUUUCUGCGACUGAAAAGGACACGACUGGGAUUGGACGAUUUCGAGUCCCUCAAAGUUAUUGGACGAGGCGCUUUUGGAGAGGUUCGUUUGGUGCAGAAAAAAGACACCGGGCACAUUUAUGCAAUGAAGAUUUUGAGGAAAGCGGACAUGCUGGAGAAGGAACAGGUUGCUCAUAUCCGGGCAGAAAGGGAUAUUCUGGUGGAGGCAGACGGUGCCUGGGUGGUGAAGAUGUUCUACAGCUUCCAGGACAAGAGGAACCUCUACCUCAUCAUGGAGUUUCUACCUGGAGGCGACAUGAUGACGCUGCUGAUGAAGAAGGACACUCUGUCUGAAGAAGCCACUCAGUUCUACAUCGCAGAGACGGUCCUGGCCAUCGACUCCAUCCACCAACUGGGAUUCAUCCACAGAGACAUAAAACCGGACAACCUGCUCCUGGACUCUAGGGGCCACGUGAAGCUGUCAGACUUUGGCCUAUGCACAGGACUGAAAAAGGCUCAUCGCACAGAGUUUUACAGGAACCUGACGCACAACCCGCCCAGUGAUUUCUCAUUUCAAAAUAUGAACUCCAAGAGGAAAGCAGAAACGUGGAAGAAGAAUCGAAGGCAGCUGGCUUAUUCCACUGUGGGGACGCCUGAUUACAUCGCUCCUGAAGUCUUCAUGCAGACGGGAUAUAACAAGUUGUGUGACUGGUGGUCUCUGGGCGUCAUCAUGUAUGAAAUGCUCAUUGGUUAUCCACCCUUCUGCUCUGAGACGCCGCAGGAGACGUACAGGAAGGUAAUGAACUGGAAAGAAACCCUGGUCUUCCCCCCUGAGGUUCCCAUCUCAGAGAGGGCCAAAGACCUGAUAUUAAGGUAUUGCACCGAUGCUGAGAACAGGGUUGGAGCUGUGAACGUGGAGGAGAUUAAAAGUCAUCAGUUCUUUGAGUCGGUGGAUUGGGAACACAUCAGGGAGCGGCCAGCAGCCAUUUCCAUUGAAAUCAAGAGCAUUGACGACACCUCCAACUUUGAUGACUUCCCUGAAUCAGACAUCCUUCAGCCAGCCAAUGCGACGGAGCCGGACUUCAAGUCGAAGGACUGGGUGUUUCUCAACUACACGUACAAGCGCUUCGAGGGUCUGACUCAGCGAGGCACCAUCCCCACAUACAUGAAGGCCGGGAAGGCUUGACAGGUUCAAAAAGGAAAUGGGUGCGAGGAAGAAAAACAAAAAAGACAUUCACGGACACAGGGUCGGGCCUCUGAGCCCCACUGGUGCUGAAGGCUGCGUCGGCAGCCUCUCAGUCUAAAUUUUAACCCUCACUGCGACGCAAGCAUUAAGACUCCUCAACUUUUGCAAGAACGCCAAGACCUCGGAAACGAAGGAGCGUUACCUCAUUACCUCGGUUUAUGUUAUGUCCGUGCGUCGUCUUUAGCCAUAGCUCUCAGGCCACCUUACUAACCACAGUAAGAUGCUAAAUUAGCAUAUCUGCAUGUUCAGCAGCAUAUUGCUUCAAUUUACUGCCUAAAGGCGACUUGUGCAUAUGAGGCUUGAAUACAAUGAUCCAACAUUCAUACACUGUAGUCAAACUGUAGAUUAUGACCAAGACGGUAAAGCGUCACCUGCAAUCUGUUGAAAGAUUUAUCAGUAGUAAUCAGUAGAGAAAGUUGGAAAACAAGCAGGACAGUGGCUCUCGAGGACCAGGGUUGGCCACCCCUGAUUUACAGGAAUCUUCCAGCAUGAUUCCCAGUGUUUUAUUGCUCUAAAUACUGUAACAAAUAUAAAGAAAGUCACAUCCAUUCCAGAAUGAAUCACUGGAUGAAAAUCUCAUCCCAAACAUUAUGUUCAGCCUGAGCUGCACCUUUUUAUUUUGCAAAUGAUAUAUAAAUAUGAUUAGCGUUUUUUUUUUUUUUUUAAAUAGCCAAAUCUAGCAUGCUGCUCUAGUAAACUAAGGUGCUGAACGUGUUAACUAGUAUUUAACUUAUUGCCAUUGUAAUUGUGGGAAUGUUAGAAAGAUUGGGUCAUAGCACCACUGAGUAGGUGCAGCCUCACAGCGCAGCCCGUUAGGUUUUUCAACAAGCGAAAUGAUACAUUUAUAUAUAACUGUGACUUUUGUGCUUUAAAAGGUAAGAUAGCAAUUAGCAUUGAAAUGAUUUCAAAUUGAAAAAAAGAGCGAGUGAAAACCGAGAUCAUGCUGGAACCCUUCUUGCGUUCCAACGGUGGCGGUACACAGUGCGGCUCUGUGCGAACUCAGUGGGGCAGCUCUUCAGCGCUAUUGCUGUUCUCACACAGGGGAACCGCUGGUUGCCAGGAAACAUCUGAGCGCGGUUUACCCUGCACUCGACAUCCGUUACCGUGGAGGGUUGCCCAUUCACAAUGCCAAACAAACUCCAGUGGGUGUCACUUCCCUUUUGGAGCCACGUUUUGUUUAGAUCCCUGCUUCACUAAUUGAUAUUUCUUCCCCUGAUUUUUAAAUCCAAUCCGUCCAAAGGUCAACCCUUUUCUUCUUAGAUGGACAGAACAUGCAAAGUGCCUUUAAACAGCUGAGAAAUAGUUAAGUAGAUAUUGUCAGAUGUUAAAAAGAACGGUAUGAUGAAGUUAAGAGUUUAGAAGGUUAACUGUACAGGGAAAACUAAAAAGGGGAAAUGUUCUAGUGUCACUAGGUAAAUUCAGCUUGUAAAGAAGAAUUGGUCUUCUCACUGAGCCGGUCUGAACCUCGCAUGCGUCUGUCGUAUCAGAGUGUGUGCAGAGUAAUAAACAUAGAUAAAACAAGGGUCGUAUAGAAAACAGGUUUUAUAGGUAGAUGAUAAAGGAGUGAGCUUGUAAAAGCAUAAACGUGGUGAAUAAAGUGUCUUUUGUUUGUCGGGUAACUAUUAAACUAAAUGAGAAUAGACUAUUAGGUGUGAUGGGUAUAGUAGAUAUACGUGUUGGCUUUUUGCCUUUUGAAGUUCCUAAAUAACGUUUCAUUUCGAAUGAACUUUGCAUUGGCUGUUGUUUGAGAGAGAAGAAAGAAACAGGGAACCAUUAGAACCAUCGCGUCUGCUCUGAGCUGUGACUAGACGGUUACCAAAGAACUGAUCACCGUGUCAUGAUCUGAACACGUAUUCACAUGUAGCUAUCGCUUACUGCACUCAACAUUAAACUACCUUUUAAAACAAAAAAAAAAACAACAAAAAACAGCUUUCCCACGAGAGCUAACCUGAUUGUGGGCCUUUUUCCUCUCGCCAUUUCUACUUCUACACUGGUCAAAAUGAGUGUGUCAACACAGAUGUUUUUCAGUUAGCACAUCUGGUCAAGUGUCUACAAAGGGACUUACAUGAACAAACUGGGGACUGGACUGUAGUGGGUCAUGUUUAAUUGCAGCCAUCACUCAAUUCCUAUAUUAAACUGUUAGUGGUGCUACUUGAGGAACUAAUUGCAAAUAGGUGAUCUGGCAGUUUCAUUAGUAUAACACAGAUCCACCAGUGUCAUCCAGGGAGUCCUACUGAAAGUCUAAUGAACAUCAAGACUGAUGGCAAACCCUACAAAAUGUGGCUCACUGAAGCUUGACAUGAACAUUUUUGCAUAAUUUAUUAUUUUUCAGGUGUGUUAAAUUAGUUUGUGUCUAAAUAUUCAAUGUAUUAAAGCAGAUAUGUUUUCAUGCAUUGCUCCCAUAGACCUUCUCCAGCUGUUUAGACACAACAAGAAAUCCACAAAUAAAAAAUAAAAAUGCUGGAUGACAUCAUCAGUUACUUAUUCAGACUUUGACGUCUUCCGAAUGUUAUGCAGGGUAAGCGGCACUCUGGUGUGUAAAAUCUUCGGAGUGCCUCUUUAAUAACUAAUAGAGCGUGUCUUGAAACAUGCAUCUAAACAUUCUUCAUCCUAUUAAAUCAGACAACUCACUUCCCUCCCGUUUUUGACACAAAAUAGAAAUAUAAACCUCUGGGUUUUACCAACAGACGAGUGAAAUCAAGGGUAAAACCAGUAGCAGGACAGACAUAGGCUGAUGGUUACUGCUGUAGAUUUCCCCAUUGUGUCUAGUCACUGGAACACAAACUCAGUGGGGCGGGGGGACAAACAGCUGUAGUCGGUCGUGUUUCACAGUCAAACAGUUCACUUUGUUUAUGAAGCAGAGAGAAAGAGUGUGAUAUUUCACGACUCAUACUCUGUGUGUUAAUCAAUGAAUUCAUUAUGUUUGUUUUCAUCAAAAACACAUGUAAAAAGAAGACAAAUACUGCAUUUGUUGAUUCAUACAAUUCUUCACCUGUAUGUAAGAUGACUUGAAAACUGUGCCACUUUAUGCAGAAGUAACUAAAUGAUCGUUAAGGAUCUAGACUACUAUUAACGUCACUUUCAUUUUGAAUUGAGCUAAACAAUUCAUUCACGGACCAAACUGCUAUGAUCAGAUGUAGGAUGCAGGAAGACAUUUCUAUCUCAGAGUAAGGAAACAUGGAGAGUCAUAGCAGAUUAGAGGUUCAUUCACAUCUAAUGUCUAGUUUUAGACAGAAGGGGUCUAAUUCGCUGCUCUGGCUUCCGUUUCUUCGCGAUCUGGUAAAAGGUUUCCGAACCCCUCCCAAGGCCAGGACUGUGUGGUAAAGUAUUUUGUGUUAUGAUGUGUACAUAUUGUUGUAGAAAGGGUCCCUGGAGUAGAUGAAAAAUUGAGGACAAUGCUCAUUAAUAUAUUAAUCCAAGCUGAUGGGUUUUUAUGUUGAUAAAAUGCUUAAUAAAAUAAAACAAUUCAAAACUGAAA
Messenger RNA from Betta splendens (Siamese fighting fish), 5310 nucleotides. RefSeq names its product serine/threonine-protein kinase 38-like. Lineage: Eukaryota; Metazoa; Chordata; Actinopteri; Anabantiformes; Osphronemidae. Bases 381 to 1772 code for a protein of 463 amino acids. The transcript is spliced from 14 exons. Gene Ontology annotation, biological process: peptidyl-serine phosphorylation; intracellular signal transduction. Gene Ontology annotation, molecular function: ATP binding; protein serine/threonine kinase activity. The record is from RefSeq and is a predicted model, not a curated record.